This is a messenger RNA of Lactuca virosa, 2568 nucleotides long. NCBI's taxonomy places the organism in Eukaryota, Viridiplantae, Streptophyta, Magnoliopsida, Asterales, Asteraceae. The record is from the annotation of a GenBank genome assembly.
GAGAGAGAAGAGCAGUACUCUGCCAGAAUCAAACCUGUGAGCUCUCUGCAACUGCAUCUCAUCUAACUGAUAAAAUGGAGAAAGAUUCAGAGCAAAUGGCAGAGACCACAAAUCAACAAGAAAGAGACAUGGAGAGCAAUUCACUCCAUCAGCCACUCCUCAAGAGAAAUCUAACCCUUUCUUCAAGUCCACUAGCCCUUGUUGGAGCCAAAGUUUCCUAUAUCGAAAGCUUGGAUUAUGAGAUCAAUGAGAAUGAUCUGUUCAAGCACGAUUGGAGAAGCAGAUCGCAAGCGCAAGUGUUACAGUAUAUAUUCCUUAAAUGGUUAUUGGCUUUCCUAGUCGGGCUACUAACCGGUCUCAUAGCCACUCUCAUCAAUCUUGCAGUUGAAAACAUUGCAGGAUACAAACUACUUGCUGUAGUUCAAUACAUAGACAAUAAAAGGUACAUGAUGGGGUUCUUGUACAUGACCGGUGUUAAUUUCCUAUUAACACUAGUCGCAACAGUUCUAUGUGUGUUUUUCGCACCUACUGCAGCGGGUCCUGGCAUUCCUGAAAUCAAAGCUUACCUAAACGGGGUGGAUACUCCCAAUAUGUAUGGUGCCACCACCAUGUUUGUUAAGAUCGUUGGAAGUAUAGGAGCUGUGGCUGCAGGUCUGGAUUUAGGGAAAGAAGGGCCACUGGUUCACAUUGGUGCCUGCAUUGCUUCACUACUAGGUCAAGGUGGGCCCGAUGACUACCGGAUCAAAUGGCGAUGGAUUCGUUACUUCAACAACGACCGUGAUCGCCGAGAUAUAAUCACCUGUGGCGCAUCCUCAGGUGUAUGUGCUGCUUUCCGGGCCCCAGUAGGAGGUGUCCUGUUUGCACUUGAGGAAGUGGCCACAUGGUGGAGAAGCGCUCUUCUCUGGAGAACCUUCUUCAGUACAGCAGUUGUGGUGGUGGUGCUCAGAGCUUUCAUGGAGUAUUGUAAAGAUGGAGCAUGUGGGCUUUUUGGACAAGGUGGGUUGAUUAUGUUUGAUGUCGGCGGUGUUCCGGUGAGGUACCAUGUAGCUGAUCUCAUCCCUGUAACUGUAAUUGGAAUCAUUGGUGGAGUUUUAGGUAGCCUUUACAACUACCUUCUUCACAAGGUCCUUCGUCUCUACAAUCUCAUCAAUGCCAAAGGGAAAUUAGCCAAGAUUUCAUUGAGUCUGGCAGUAUCAUUGUUCACGUCAGCAUGCUUAUAUGGACUCCCGUUUCUUGCCAGCUGUACGCCAUGCGAUCCAUCUCUAGUAGAUUCCGAGUGUCCGUCUACAGGAAGAAUGGGGAACUUCAAGCAGUUUAACUGUCCAAAAGGACACUACAAUGACCUGGCGACUCUCCUCCUUACAACAAACGAUGAUGCUGUACGCAACAUUUUCUCCACCAACACUCCCAGUGAAUACCGUGUCUUCUCCUUAGUCAUUUUCUUUAUACUUUAUUGCAUAUUGGGACUCUUCACGUUCGGGAUUGCAGUUCCAUCUGGACUUUUCCUACCGAUUAUACUCAUGGGGUCCGCUUACGGGCGCUUACUUGGCAUGGCGAUGGGGCCCUACGCAUCCAUUGACCAAGGCCUUUAUGCUGUUUUGGGUGCGGCUUCUUUAAUGGCGGGAUCCAUGCGGAUGACUGUUUCCCUGUGUGUCAUAUUUCUUGAGCUGACAAACAAUCUUCUUUUGCUUCCGAUAACAAUGCUUGUCCUUCUAAUUUCCAAAAGUGUUGGAGACUGUUUCAACCCGAGUAUAUACGAGAUCAUACUAGAGCUUAAAGGGCUGCCUUUCUUGGAAGCCCACCCGGAGCCAUGGAUGAGAAAUAUAACAGUUGGUGAGCUGGCGGAUGUUAAGCCGCCAGUUGUCACGUUAUCAGGGAUUGAAACGGUGGGUCGGAUUGUGGAUGUUUUGAGGAACACCACCCACAAUGGCUUUGCUGUUGUGGACAGUGUGGGACAGGUGAGUGAAGUGCAUGGGCUUGUUUUGAGAGCUCAUCUUUUACUGGUGUUGAAAAAGAAAUGGUUUUUACAAGAGAGAAGGAGAACAGAGGAGUGGGAAGUGAGAGAAAAGUUCACUUGGGUUGAUGUGGCGGAGAGGUGGGGGACGAUAGAGGAGGUGGCAGUUACAAAAGAAGAAAUGGAAAUGUAUGUGGAUUUGCAUCCACUUACCAAUUCUACCCCUUAUACGGUUGUUGAAACCAUGUCUGUUGCAAAGGCUUUAGUGCAAUUCAGGCAAGUGGGGCUUCGCCACAUGCUUGUUUUACCAAAGUACCAUGGCCAUGGGGUGCCACCAGUGGUUGGAAUCUUGACCAGGCAGGACUUGAGAGCACACAACAUUUUGAGUGCAUUUCCUCAUCUUGAAAAAUCUCACACAAGUAAAAAGGGGCGUUAAAAUUUCUCCACAAACAAGGAAAAAGGCAUUGUGAUUUGUGAAUGCCUCAAAUUACUACUUUCUAUUGCCAAUUUUGAAUUCUUUUACCAAAUUUAAACAAGAUGCCACAACCAUGUAAGAUGACUACAUACUAGUAUUUAAAUAUUGCAUUGUUCAGUCAGUUACACAUCAAAUAAGU